AUGGAGAUGGAGGCCUCGCCGGCGCCGACGAGCUCGCUGCGGCGCAGACUGCGGGCCACGGUGUGCUGCUGCUUCGGCUACGGCGGCCGGGCGCGGUGGGGCGGGCGGGACAGCCGCGGCGUCGGCAGGUACGACCCGCUCAGCUACGCGCUCAACUUCGACGAGGGCCCCGACGACAGCGACGACGACGUCGACUACGACGACUUCAGCGACGGCGGCCUCCUCUACCGUAGCUUCCCCUCGCCGCCGCCGCCGCUGCCUCAGCCGACCCGGGAGCGGACGUCGUCGAUACCGCCGCCGCGGCCGGCCGUCGCGGCCGCGUAGAUCUUUUGCUAGCUCGGUCAUAUGCUGUGUUCGGUGUGUCUCCGUUUCAUUUCCAAGUUUGCUGCGUGUAACUAGAUAAAAGAUGUUGAUCACGUUUACUAUUGAUGACGUUUCACCUUUCA
Molecule: messenger RNA, 446 nt
Organism: Aegilops tauschii subsp. strangulata
Lineage: Eukaryota; Viridiplantae; Streptophyta; Magnoliopsida; Poales; Poaceae
Source: RefSeq, a predicted model, not a curated record